Messenger RNA from Arachis stenosperma, 1715 nucleotides. RefSeq names its product hydroquinone glucosyltransferase-like. The transcript has a single exon. Gene Ontology annotation, molecular function: UDP-glycosyltransferase activity. Lineage: Eukaryota; Viridiplantae; Streptophyta; Magnoliopsida; Fabales; Fabaceae. The record is from RefSeq and is a predicted model, not a curated record. The coding region runs from base 44 to 1531 and encodes 495 amino acids.
UCUUUCUUUCUUUCUUCAUCCUCACAACAAAAUACAAACUCUCAUGGCCAUGGAGCAACCCAAAGCAGCAACAACUCCGCCGCAACCACUGGUGGUCAUGAUGCCAACACAAGGCAUGGGUCACCUCAUCCCAAUGAUAGAGUUCGCCAAGCGCCUCGUGCGCCACCGCGACAACCUCCGUGUUAAGUUCAUAAUCCCCACCGACAGCGCACCCACCAAGACCCAAAACGCCGUCCUCCGAUCGCUCCCCUCCGCCAUUUCCCACACCUUCCUCCCACCCGUUUCACUCUCCGACUACCCCUUCGAAACCACCAAAAUUGAAACCAUCAUGGCUCUCACCAUCCUCCGCUCCUUUCCUUCCCUUCGCUCCGCCCUCCACGACCUCAUCACCUCCAACUCCUCCCUCGUCGUUUCCGCCUUUGUCGUCGACCUCUUCGGCACCGACGCCUUCGACGUCGCCGCAGAAUUCAACAUUCCCCGCUACAUCUUCUACCCUUCAACCGCCACGUGUCUCUCCUUCUUCCUCAACCUCCCAAAAUUCGACCAGAGCGUCCAGUGCGAGUUCAGAGAACUGGCCGAACCCAUCAAGAUCCCCGGCUGCGUCCCCAUUCACGGCAGGGACCUGCUGGACCCGGUUCAGGACCGCAGCAACGACGCAUACAAGUGGGUCCUACACAUCGUCACGCGCUACAGAGAAGCCGACGGAAUCAUACAAAACAGCUUCAUGGAGCUCGAACCGGGUCCCGUCAAGGAGCUCUUAAAAGACGAACCGGGAAGGCCCCCGUUUUACCCUGUCGGACCACUGGUCAACCUUGAGUGCGGUCGAACCGGCGUGGAGGGGGAGGAGAAUUCAGAGUGUCUUAAGUGGUUAGAUGAGCAACCAGCCGGGAGUGUCUUAUUUGUCUCAUUUGGCAGCGGUGGGACCCUCUCUAGUGCACAAAUUGAUGAGCUGGCACAUGGCUUGGAAAUGAGCGAACAGAGAUUCUUGUGGGUCGUUAGAAGCCCAAACGAUAAAGUGGCCAACGCAUCUUAUUUUAGUGCUGCCUCUCAAGCGGAUCCUCUCGCUUUCUUACCCAAAGGGUUCCUUGAGAGGACCAAAGGCAGGGGAUUCGUGGUGCUAUCAUGGGCACCACAGCCCCAAAUCUUAGCCCAUGAGUCCACUGGUGGGUUCCUCUCUCACUGUGGCUGGAACUCUACCCUAGAGAGUGUAGUGAAUGGGGUGCCGUUUAUUGCGUGGCCGCUCUUUGCGGAGCAGAAGAUGAAUGCGGUGUUGCUUGCCGAGGAGGCUAAAGUGGCUCUGAGGCCCAAGGUCUCCGAGAAUGGCUUGGUGGAGAGGGCGGAGAUUGCGAGCGUGGUUAAAUGCCUGAUGGAAGGUGAGGAAGGGAAGAAGCUUCGAUAUCGGAUGAAGGAUUUGAAGGAAGGAGCUGAAAGAGCUCUUUCUGAAAAUGGAUCUUCAACCAAUCAUAUUUCUCACCUUGCUCUUAAGUGGAGUAAUUAUUAUAAAACAAAAACAACUGCUCUGCCAAAUUAAGUAACAAUUAUGUAGCUAAGCUGCCUUAAUUAUUAUUUAUUAGCUAAAUUAUUAUCUCCAUUUACACUCCAUUUUCGUACUGUUUUUCUUCUUUGUAAUAUACUUCUCUAGUCCACCCGCCGGCCAAUUAUAAUUAAUAAAGCCGCUGUAUUUAAUUUGGGUAUGGAAUCACUUUGUUUAUUUC